CCGGAUUCGACAUCUCGAAGUCUUUGAGGAACGACGAUACGAUGGUUGCAAUUCCGGCCACGAGGAUGAUACUGUUGGCAGCCCGGAAAUCGUCGAAACCAAAGUCGUCGAAAGUGACGAUAAAUUGCACGAACGACUGCUCAUGGGGCAAAUAUGGAAAAUGGAUUCUAGUGGGGGUCAUACUGAUGUUCGUCCUUGUUGCACUUUUGAUGUGCUGGCAUUCUCAUUGGCAGUUGAAGAGGAAGCGUAAGCCGAUUAGGGGGACUGUUUGGAUGGGGAAGGGCGCCCAGCAUUUAGUCAGACGCGCGACUACCUUUAGACAGGGCAGAGGCGGAAGACGACCUCCUAGACCACCCCCAGAUGUGCGCGAGGUGAAGGAUGUGGAGAACAAGGCCGUCAGAGUUGAGGGAGCUGGAGUACAACCUCUCGUUGGCCAUGGCGGAAUGCCAUCACCAGGACCACCUCCAGAUUUCCAAGCGGAGAAGGGUCAGAAUUCAGGCGUUGUGGCAGUUGCAGAGCCAGCUCCCGUUGUAGGUCAUGGCGGAAACCCGCCUCCAGGACCGCCUCCAAAUGUUGGUGGGGAGAAAAGUCUAAACAAUGAGAGUGCAGCCGUUGAGGGAGGCGAAGGACAACCCCCGGUUGGCCAUGGCGGCAAGCCACCCCCAGGACCACCUCCCGGGUACUCGAUGGGAGCUGGCCAGGUGUAGAGUUGAAGAGUUGAAGUGUGUUCAAGAUAACGGUGCUGGAGCUAUUUCUGGGGUUUCAGGUAUGUGGUAGGCAUUGAAUGAUUGUGUUGUGCCGACUACAAGCAAUAUCGUAGGCUUGUGAGAGUUCGAGAUCCAGGUAACUUUAUCUAAUGCAGCCCCCUUUCUUUCAUGCGACAAAUUACGCCCUACUUCUGUCGGAUGCCAUUCAAUAAGGGUCGAUUAAAGAGCUAAUAAGCUGAGCAAG
Messenger RNA from Hyaloscypha bicolor E, 951 nucleotides. RefSeq lists its product as uncharacterized. Bases 42 to 707 code for a protein of 221 amino acids. The record is from RefSeq and is a predicted model, not a curated record. NCBI's taxonomy places the organism in Eukaryota, Fungi, Ascomycota, Leotiomycetes, Helotiales, Hyaloscyphaceae. The transcript has 3 exons.